Molecule: messenger RNA, 580 nt
Organism: Aethina tumida (small hive beetle)
Lineage: Eukaryota; Metazoa; Arthropoda; Insecta; Coleoptera; Nitidulidae
Exons: 2
Coding region: 130-486 (118 amino acids)
Source: RefSeq, a predicted model, not a curated record
AUGCCAAGAUUGGUCCAUUGUUGAAAUUUGACUUAUAUGGCACAUGUCACUUCUGUCACUUAAAAAAACAAUUUUAUAAAACUACGUUACUCCUGGCUCAACAUCGUUCACUCCCAUUCACUCCGGAACAUGGAGUCGCUUUCGAAAUUAUGUGAGUUUUUGUACACGCGCAAAGUGGUCGAAAUAUAUUCUAAUCCGCCGUUGAUUUUCGUCAUAAUUUGGUCGAUCGUCAUCUGCUGCGCCUAUUGCUUCUUGUUGUUGUACAUCGACGCGUGCUUCGACGAGGAAGACCAACUCCAGGUGAUCCAGGCACCUCCAGCACAAAGAAAUGUCCUUCCUGGCUUCGAUGACAUGCCAAACAUGAACACGCCCGAUUACGCCACCAGCAUCGAUACGCAGAGCAUUCCAACAUCCGAUUACGAAGAAGGAUUGGACCAGCUAUUGAACCAAUCCCCGAGCGAAUAUAUCAGAGACCACUAUUAUUAACCUAUACACCAUUUUUAGUCAAAUGUCUUUACUUUACAAGUUUUUUUGUCACCUAAUUACUAUAGAGAAACAUAAUUAAAUAUUUAGCAUCGUC